This is a messenger RNA of Papilio machaon (common yellow swallowtail), 511 nucleotides long. RefSeq lists its product as uncharacterized. Bases 36 to 506 code for a protein of 156 amino acids. Gene Ontology annotation, molecular function: serine-type endopeptidase inhibitor activity. The record is from RefSeq and is a predicted model, not a curated record. The transcript is spliced from 3 exons. NCBI's taxonomy places the organism in Eukaryota, Metazoa, Arthropoda, Insecta, Lepidoptera, Papilionidae.
AACUUCUAUGUACAGUUCGUCGUCAGAAGCUAAACAUGCGCUGCACGCGGCGCUUCUCGCCAGGUACCUGCGCUGAGGCUGUCGUACCAGUUUGGACUUUUGACUUCUUCGCGUUAAAUUGCACUGAACGUCUGGGCUGCUAUCUAUCGACCAGAUCCAACCGCUUCAACACUUAUAUGUUUUGUUUGCAUUCGUGUCGUGCGUUCAUCGAUCUUUACACGCAGACGCUUUCCGAAGAUGACGAACAGUUGAAGAGGUUACGCUCAGAAUCUCGUGAGUCGAUCCGUCGUGCUGAUGGUUUUCACCAGUUAUUUUACCAGACGGAGGAUGUCUACGAGGACGACCAAUCAGAAGUGUGGGAGGGUCCCGCUUCAGAGGGGGCGGAGAGAGAUGACGUCAUAGAGGUCAGCGACAUGUUGGUGCCGGACAUCGACUACACCGGAGCACAAGUUAACAACGAGAACUGUGAUCUUGUACAUCAUAUACAGACGUCCAAAUAUAACUAGCUGUC